AUGAGUUUAAAGAAGUAUUAAAUGCAAAUUAAUUUAGAUAUUUAGAAAUAAUCAGAUUAUAAUAACUUGUUAUAUAAAAGAUUAUAGCUUAAUUUAGAGUUGAUAAGCCAAGCUCUAUUUUGUUUAUCUUUGGAGAAACAUGA
Molecule: messenger RNA, 143 nt
Organism: Paramecium pentaurelia
Lineage: Eukaryota; Ciliophora; Oligohymenophorea; Peniculida; Parameciidae
Source: the annotation of a GenBank genome assembly